Petromyzon marinus (sea lamprey) is the source of this 3486-nucleotide messenger RNA. RefSeq lists its product as uncharacterized. The record is from RefSeq and is a predicted model, not a curated record. NCBI's taxonomy places the organism in Eukaryota, Metazoa, Chordata, Hyperoartia, Petromyzontiformes, Petromyzontidae.
UCUCACUCUCUUCCCCCCACUCUCUCUCUCUCUCUCACCGCGGCGGCGACGUCGUCGCUAUGUCGCGUUGCUGAAGGCGCGCGCGCGCGUUCAUCGGCUCCCGUCGCGUGUCGUGGGAGUGCAAAAGUCAUCGUCUCGUCUCUCCGUCUCGUCUAUCCGUCGUCGACGAACAUCGGCGGACAUCAAAGAUCGCGCGCGCGCACGCACAGCAGCAGCAGCAGAGCGCAGCGAGCGAACGGAUCGCUCGCUCGUUGCGGUGAUCGCCAUCGCAUCGGCAUCGGAAGCGAGGAGGGACGAGGACGGCAAGAAGCUGGCUGUAGCUGGGAAGGCGGCUCCCGCUGCUGCUCCUGCCGCCGCCGCUGCUGCUACCUGUGGUCUUCGAGACGCAAGGGGUUGGGAUUCGCGGGCGGGAGGCGGCGGCGGUGGGAUUGUUGCACGGCUGACCUUCCCCGUCGCGGACCAUGCGGGGAGCAUCCCUGCUCACAGCCCCCUGACAUGCAAGCGAAGAAGAUCAUCCCGGCGGGAUUCGUCACGUCGCUGCUUUGCCUUGCAGCGGCGGCGUCAGCGGCCGCCGCCGAUGACUGUGUUUCCGAAGUUGUGGACAACUUGGGCAGUCUCAUUGAGAACUUUGUCAACCAGCUCCCGUUGGACUACGGCGUGACGAUUUGGCAUCCGCAGGACAACACGAAUUCGGAGAAUUGUUCCGAGAAAAACCCCUUUGAGAUGGCCCUGGAAUCACUGAGCUCUCUGCUCAAACAGCUGCACAAGGGGAGCAAUGUGAACAAGAGCGGCGAAAGGUUACUCAAGACGCUCCAAGACAUCUGCCAUUCGAACGAGACCGUUUGCCUUUGCAAAGCGCGAGUGAAGCCGGACUCGCUCGCCACGGCCCUCAAGCGCCUCGCGGACGACGUCGGCAAAUCCGAAAGGGCUUCCAGCAAGUGCCGCUCCAGCCCAGCGAAAACGACGGACAUCGAGAGCACAGCCUCGCCCGUUCCAGCAUCCGCAGCAAACACAGAUGCCACCUCCAGGCUGGUAGUGCCACCAGCCUCGUCCGCUCCAGCUGCUGCAGAAAACAUGACGGCAGAUGCCACCUCCAGGCCGGUAGUCUCAGCAGACCACCAUUGUGCAAACGGAGACAGCCGAGUCGGAAUGUCCGCGGAGUCGCCCUCGGGCGGCGACACUUGGAAGAUCUUCGCCUGGGUCUUCAUGGGCACCACGGGCGCGCUCCUCGUCUACCUCGUGGCCGGGUGGUAUUGCGAGAGGCGACGCCGCUCGUUGACGACCCACUGGUCUCUGAGGAACCGCCACGUGCCACUGCAGCACGCCGAGCUCCAGAUUCUCAUGGGCUUGCCGUCUGCCACAGGGAUGGAGGCUGACAACCAGAGCGAUGACCCGGGCACCGUCGACAACCUCGUAUGACCACCGCGGAAGGCGUCGGUGGUAAAGGCGCCCGUGACCCAUGGCGCGACCCACCACGCGACCAUGGGCCGACGGUGCUGGUAGCCGUUUUACUUCCCGGGCGGGCACCCACCACCUCCGUCCAUCGGCGGGACCGUGCGGAGAGCAGCUGUCGUUGUCGUCCUCGCCGCCACCGCCGUUGUCCUCAAACGCGCCCGACUGCCGCUCAAAGCGGUCAGCCCUCCUUUUGAGCCGCGUCUUCAAAUACUGUGGGGGGGAAAAAAAAACUGAAAACAGCCACCACCACCAUCACUGCCACCGUCACCAACCGGAAGGUGGCCCUGCGUUUCGGUGGGAGUGUUGGGGUCUCUCUCGUUGCUCCCUGUCCAUUAGACCUUGAGCCAGUAUUUAAAAUCCCCCGCAUUCUUACACCAAGGGCCUCGUCUAUAAACGCAGCAACAAGAGCAGCAGCAACUGCUUUUGACUUCCUUGAGUCAUGUGGUGCAGACCGACGGGCGUUGCGUGUUUUACACACCCUGAAGAGGUGGCGACGAUGAUGACAAAGACGACGAUUUUGAGUUAUUCCUGAUCAGCUCUGAUCCCAGUGGAUGGGAGUCUCACAUCGUUACGGUUGCAGUUUCGUGAACACAGCAGCAGCAACAACAACGACGAUCGAUUAUUGCCCUGCCAUGGAGCGGCGAUCUUUUAAUACCCCCCCCCACACUGCCCCCGCCCCCCCCCCCCCCCAACAUUGACAGCUGCGAAUGUAACGCCAGACCCUGGCCCGAUAUGAACUUUCACUUUCCCAAACUCCUGAGCCAGCCACACCGGCGACCAACCUCCACUCCAGAGCGCUUCGAAAAUAAGGCGGGGGGGGGGGGGGGUUACAUGAACGACUCGACGGCAGCAUAAGAACGUAACGCCAACCUCUCCCCGGGCCUCCGAGCAUGCGGCUCCAGUGGCUGGAGACGUCGCUGCGUCAUGGAGCACGUGGGCACGGCGUGGAGCACGUGGGCACGGCGUGGAGCACGUGGGCACGGCGUGGAGCACGUGGGCACGGCGUGGAGCACGUGGGCACGGCGUGGAGCACGUGGGCACGGCGUGGAGCACGUGGGCACGGCGUGGAGCACCCAACACACGGUGGCGCAGAGGCAACGGCAGAAACCCCCACGGAGCGAGUUGCGGAGGGCCGCGUCUUGCCGGCUUCCGCAUUGUCGGCCGGCUUUAAAGGGGUGCCGAUUCCAUCCACCGUGGAAGGAACGACGUUCAUCCAGGUCAACACCCCCCCCCCCCCACCCCCCAAUGCCGGAUUAUCCUAAUAGCAAAAGUAGCUACAUAUGCUACGGGCCCUGCACUUACAAGUGCCCCACGCUAAAUGCUUGCAAGCUAUAAAUUCCUGGUUCAGUGAUUCCGCACUUGGUCCAUUACUAAAUAGUGCUAGACUGCCUCAAACUUUUAUGAACUACUGGGUGUUUAAGGUUAGCGACUUGCCAUAUUAUCUGGCUGUAUAGCAAAUGAAAAAACACAAUUACUUUACCAUACAAGUUAAACAUUUGUGUUAUAAUUUUUGUGUAUUUAUGUUAAUUUUACUUUUAGUUAGGGCCCCUUUAUAACAAAUGCUACAGGCCCCGCACUAGCUUAAUCUGGCACUGCCCCCCCGGGUUGCAGAGUCAGAGGUCGUGACCUGACAAGGGAGACGGUUUUUGCGAGGAGAGGGAGUGUGGAAUGUACACUUGGGCGAUUUGCACGUCCUCGUCGCGAGGGUGAGGAGGAGAAAGGUGCCAAGCACCAGGUUGCGUUCAAGAUGCGUGAUGUGUAUCCGGAAAUGUAUUUUAACUUUAAAACAAAAGAGUUGCUUCGAAAAGAGAUAGGCACCCAAGCUGUGAUGUGUAAAAUAUAAAGUAUGGUAUGUGUUAUGUAAGUAUUUAUGUAUAUAUCUUAUAGACGUAUAAAUCUUGACUUAAGUUUUACUAAGCAUAGGACACAAACGAUGUCAAUUUCACGGCCGUGAACUCACAACAACGUGUAACAAACAACUCACUCCACUCGCAAAUAAAUAGAUUGCCUUCACAUCAACUGCACCCUAAA